Molecule: messenger RNA, 1468 nt
Organism: Hordeum vulgare subsp. vulgare (domesticated barley)
Lineage: Eukaryota; Viridiplantae; Streptophyta; Magnoliopsida; Poales; Poaceae
Exons: 6
Coding region: 11-898 (295 amino acids)
Source: RefSeq, a predicted model, not a curated record
GGUUCCGAGAAUGAAAGAAAGGCGAGGUAUUAGAGUGGUCCUUGUACUGUUAUAUCUUGUUCUAGGCACUAGAGGAAAAGGUGCAAAAACUAUAAUACAAUGGGAAAAUACUAGCGAGAUCCUCACAUACCCACAAGUUAAUAAAACCAUGAUGCAAGAUGGAGAUGUCUAUGAUUGUAUUGAUGUGAAUCGGCAACCCGCCUUUAACCACCCAUUUUUGAAAGACCACAAAAUUCAGAUGAAACCAAGUUCUUUUCCAGUCGGAGUGAAUAUAAAUUCUCCGGUCCUACAUGUCGCCUCACAAGCAGAUUUGCCUAUCGUCGAAUGCUCAACAGGAAUGGUUCCAAUACUACGUAGUAGUAGAAGGGACCAAACAACAACACACAAUACUGAUCAAGUUAUUAACAAAGAUGUACAAAUAGAGGAGGCAGGAAUAAGAUAUUCGGAUGAUUUAUAUGGGGUCCAAGCUAAAAUAAAUGUUUAUGAGCCAAAGGUUUAUAAAGAUGGUGAUAGUUACAGUCAAACAGGGAUUCAAAUUGGCAAUGGACCAAGGGGUCAUUUUGACAGUAUUACAGCUUUUUAUUCUGUAUCUCCAAGCUACUUUGGUGAUAGCUUUGGAAGGUUUCAUGUUGGUUGGCGUGGUGGCAUAUCAAACAAGGUUUGCGUUGAUCACAAGUGUCCUGGAUUCGUUCAAGUUAGCUACAAUGUUGGCCUUGGUGGAAAAUUACAACAUGUUUCAGUCUACAAUGGACCACAAUAUGCAAUAGACCUUUUCAUUUUCAAGGAUCCAAAGACAAAUAAUUGGUGGUUAGUGUAUGGCCAAGAUAAGAUACCACUUGGAUAUUGGCCAAGUUCACUAUUCACUCACAUCAAGAAUAAAUGGAGCCUUUCAUUCUAGGGCGGGCAUGUUUCACGCCCAACGGCUUCACCACACUCUUCUCAAAUGGGCUGUGGGCAUUUUGCCUCGGAAGGGUAUGGAAAGGCUGCUUUUAUAAGUAGUAUUCAAAUUGUUGAUAAGAACACCAAGCUUGUUACACCAAAUGAACACAAAGUACUUGUUGGCUCUAGUGACUUGAGGAAAUAUACAGUCGAUGGUUAUGGAGUUAGUAAAGAUGGUAUGCAUAUGUACUAUGGUGGACCAGGUAAUUUUGUUUGAGUAUGUACUCUACAUGAUACAAUAAAGUUGGAUGCGCUUCAGGAUACUGCAUCUCGACUAUCAUCUUUGUAGUGUCGUGUGGCAACUGCUAGUAGGUGGCCUUUUUUUCCUACUUGUUUUAUGCUUUCUUUGGUGUGACUAUGUUGCUCCCCCAACCAUCGUUGUGAUGAUGAUGUUUGGAUGGCCGAUGUAUGGACCGUUGCUUUAUCUAUAAAGUGGGGCAAAAGCCUAUAUCGAUGACUACAAUAAAGUUUUCAUUGUAAUUCCAGAGUUGGACAUCUAUGUGUACUCAUACUAAUUAGGCAUUUCCUA